Molecule: messenger RNA, 1762 nt
Organism: Plectropomus leopardus (leopard coralgrouper)
Lineage: Eukaryota; Metazoa; Chordata; Actinopteri; Perciformes; Serranidae
Gene: amn
Product: amnion associated transmembrane protein
Biological process (GO): intracellular protein localization; receptor-mediated endocytosis
Cellular component (GO): apical plasma membrane; endocytic vesicle
Source: RefSeq, a predicted model, not a curated record
ACAACAAACUACUACAAAUGCAGCCUAAACAACUACAAAGAAGACACAAAAUUAUUUCAAAGAGACACAAAAUGGUCCCAAGGAGACACAGAAUUUCAACACGGAGGUGCAAAACAGCUGGUUUGAGAUAUUCUGAUGGUAGACAAACUGAAAAAAAGGAAGAAAAAGAUCAUGAGGCCGGUCUGUUGUUGCAGAAAAUGUAAAUCUUUUACAGAUCACCUACUCGAGCAGGUGGAUGUGGUUCAGAGCUCAUCAGCAUUAAUGCUAAGCUGUGUGCUCUCAUGUGUUAGUCACAAGGUUGGAAACAAAGGUCACCUAAUGUUCUCUUAGUCGGUCACAAACAUUCAGGAUGCUGAAAACACCAGACAUGCUUCUUCUCUUCUGUCUCGUCGGGGCAGCGAAUGCCCUGCACAAACAGUGGAUUCCUGACACUAACUAUGAGAACGAGACUAACUGGGACAAAGAUACUGUUCCUUGUGGCAAUGACAUGGUUCAGUUUAAAGCCCAGAGGAAAGUGUCAGUGUUUGUGGAGACCUCGCAUGCUGUGCGGGAGAUGAGGCUGCCAGUUGAUGGAGAAUUCAUCCUGAAUUCAGGAGCUGGAUUUUAUGUCAUGAAUGGACAAGAUCCAGGCUGCGGAGAAGGUGUCGUGACCCAUUUCAAGGAUUCAGAGUCUCUUCAGUGGUUUAACCCCGCUUUGUGGCAAGCUGCCGCAACUUUGGAUGAUCUGCAGAGUGGAAACUUCCUGUUCUCAGUCCACGAGGAGAGCGUCCCUUGCCAGCAUGACGAUGUGGUUUUUAAACAGCAUUCAUCUUUCAGGGUGGACACCAGCUCCAGUCAGUCUAGCAUUGCUGUCAAGUCUGUGUCUGUGCUGGGGAAGAAGUUUGUGAGCCAGUCUGAGUUCUCCCAAUAUCUCGGCUCACGCUCAGGCCAGCUGCAGUUUCAUGGAUCCUCCGCUGUCACUGUUGGAAACCAAGAGUGUGGGGAUCCUACCGGCUGCGACUGUGGGAAUUCUGCAGUCCACCAGCAGAUCUGUAGCACUGUAAAAUGUGCCUCUGUGAGCUGUAAGAAGCCUAUCCUCCCUGUCGGACACUGCUGUGAUAUUUGUGGUGCCAUUGUCACCAUCCGCUAUGCCGCUGGUUUCAACCUGCAAACUUACAGGCAAAGAAUCCAUCACCUGUUUCUCACGCUGCCACAAUAUGCAUCCAUUCAGCUGGGCAUGUCUAAAGUCUUCAAGUCACAACGAUUGAUGGGGAUUGUCCCUUUUGGUACCUCACCAGAGAUCCAGGUGGCUAUCGUGGAGGGAGAGAAGGGAACAAAGGCAGAAGAUCUGGCCAAGGACAUAGUGAAAGACGCAAACUCUCACAGCUCCAACUUGGGAAUCACUGAGGCUGAAUUUCAAAGCUCCUCUGGGGGCAGCAGUGGUCAGCCUGGAGACAAUGUUGGGAUGGUGGUCGGAGUUGUGUUUGGAGUUUUGCUCAUGAUCACACUCGUUGUCGUCAUGGUCGUCCUGGUUCAAAGGGGAGUUUUGCACAUGCCAUUAUCGCUGCAGUCUCUGAUCAGCAGGAGAAGAAGCGAUGUUGGAGAACUUGGUGGACCUCUUGACCAUGGCUUUGAUAAUCCCAUUUUUGAUAAGCCCAACAUGUUGCCUGAUAUUCCCGGGGCUAAUGCGACUGAAACAAAUCUUUCGAUCUCCAUGACCCAAACUGGAAUGCACUUUGUAAAUCCAGCUUAUGACGAGAAUGAAACAGAUUUUAAUGCCUGA